Messenger RNA from Hemicordylus capensis (graceful crag lizard), 2056 nucleotides. RefSeq lists its product as uncharacterized. The coding region runs from base 1202 to 1897 and encodes 231 amino acids. The transcript has 2 exons. Lineage: Eukaryota; Metazoa; Chordata; Lepidosauria; Squamata; Cordylidae. The record is from RefSeq and is a predicted model, not a curated record.
GGGAGGCGAGCGAGCGAGAGUGCUGCAGGGGGGUGCCACAGGCUCAGUGCACAACGGCACAGAUGCUCUGUGCGGGGUCAGCUAGUGUAUUAAUUAUUUUUCUAUGUGAACUGCUGAAAUAUGGGACAGUAUAUAUCUACUGGUAGUCAUAGUCAUAAUCUUAAAUCCCAUCUGGUGACUCUUGCAGAAAUGCCUACGACUUCUCACUUUUAUUCAUGUGAAUGAAGUCCGUACAAGUAUACAAGGAAGAGCACUGUACCUCUGUGAUUGAGCACAAGAUUUGCAUGCAGAAGAUCCCAGGUUCAAUCUCCAGGUGGGGCAAAAAGACCUCUAGCUGAGACCCUGGAGUCACUGCCAGUGAUGACAGAACUGAACCAGAUGUGGUCAAAGAUCUCUCAAAGGCACAGGAACAGGCCAAGCUGAUAUUUGUCUGACUGGUUGGCAACCCUAGUCCCAGCUUCAUUUACAGAUGUGCUAACUGGAAUAGGAAAGACAGCAUCAAGUCAUCAACAGAAGUUACACCAUAUGAAAGCUCCCAGAUCUUUAAGACUUGCAUAGAAAUGAAAUUCCAUCUGGUGUGACUUACCUUUUCAGGCAGCCCUGUGAUGGGAAAAGGUGAAGCUGGAGAAGAACUGCCUUCAAUGCCACUUUAAAAGAAAAGAGUCCUUCCUAAUGUGUGAACCUGGCAUCUGUAAUGGUUCCUCCUAUUUCCUCUGGUCAAAUAUGGAAUAUAUCAUAUCCAACUGGUUCCAGUUAACUGACAAACAUCCUUGUCCCCUAAAUAAGUUGCAGACUUCUUUACAAAUACCUUUUCCUUGAUAGACAAGCAGAACAGUUGAAAAUGCUUACUUCAGUGCCAUGUAUGCUUCCUCUGCUGAUAUCUACAAACCAAACUGAUAUUAAAUGAAAGGAAGGAGGGCAGGGCAUUGUUUUCUGGUCAGAUGGCAAGCUUUUACCUGAGCUUGCUCAUUAAAAGGAGACAGUGUUCUAGUAUCAUUGCAUGCUUCCCAUUUCUGAGGUGAGACAUCUUGGGGUAGUCCCACGGGGUAGGCACAUGCUAUUGCAAGGCAGAAGAUAUGCUACCCUACAUUAGAUGCCUAGAGAGUGGUGCUACACUCUCAAGGUAGGGGUGGUCAAAUGGACAAGAGGACAGGGCUUUAAUCACCUUAUUAGAUCCCUUUUAAUUUGAUCCCUUUAAUAGAUGCAGAGAAUCAGUGAAGAAGAUGCACUUAAAAUGGUCAAUAAUGAGAAACUAUUAAACACCAACGAAACAAAGCAGGCCUACAAGAAAGAACAAGUCAAGAACCGAGCAGAAAAAUGGAAAAAUAAGCCACUGCAUGGUCAAUAUUUGCACAAUAUAAGUGGAAAAUCAGACAUCACUAAGACCUGGCAGUGGCUUACGAAUGGCAACUUGAAGAAAGAAACAGAGGGUUUAAUACUGGCUGCACAAGAACAGGCACUAAGAACAAAUGCAAUAAGAGCAAAAGUAAAAAAAUCCACAACAAACAGCAAGUGCCGCCUUUGUAAAGAAGCAGAUGAAACAGUGGACUACCUAAUCACCUGUCGUAAAAAGAUCACACAGACUUACUACAAACAAAGGCAUGACAAGGUAGCAGGGAUGAUACACUGGAACAUCUGUAAAAAAUACAUGCUACCUGUAGCCAAAAAUUGGUGGGACCAUAAAACUGAAAAAGUUGUAGAGAAUGAAGAUGCAAAUAUAUUAUGGGACUUCCGACUACAGACAGACAAACAUCUGCCACACAAUACACCAGAUACAACUGUAGUCGAGAAGAAAGAAAAACAAGUCAAAAUAACCAACAUAGCAAUACCAGGGGACAGCAGAAUAGAAGAAAAAGAAAUAGAAAAAAAUCACAAAACACAAAGAUCUACAAAUUGAAAUUGAAAGGCUGUGGCAGAAGAAGACCAAAAUAAUCCCAGUAGUAAUUGCUGCCUUAGGUGCAAUUCCAAAACAACUUGAAGAGCACCUCAACACCAUAGGGGCCACAGAAAUCACCACCAGCCAAUUACAAAAAGCAGCUUUACUGGGAACAGCCUA